AGUUAACCCUUUCGUCCCCAGUGUGAGGAGUCGAUGUCGGCGGGCGACAUGUGCGUGUCGGCGGCACGCGCGGGUGCUGCAGCGCGAUGGCACCCCGGCUGCUUCGUGUGUGCCGCGUGCCAGGAGCUGCUGGUCGACCUGGUGUACUUCUGGAAGGACGGCCGCCUGUACUGCGGCCGCCACCACGCCGAGACGCUGAAGCCGCGCUGCUCCGCUUGUGAUGAGAUAAUACUAGCAGACGAGUGCACGGAGGCGGAGGGCCGCGCGUGGCACAUGAAGCACUUCGCGUGCGCCGAGUGCGCGCGGCAGCUGGGCGGCCAGCGCUACAUCAUGCGCGAGGCGCGGCCCUUCUGCCUGCCCUGCUUCGACGCCUGCUUCGCCGAGUACUGCGACGCCUGCGGCGAGCCCGUGGGCGUGGACCAGGGCCAGAUGUCGCACGAGGGCCAGCACUGGCACGCCACCGAGCGCUGCUUCGCCUGUCACACCUGCCGCGCCAGCCUCCUCGGCCGCCCCUUCCUCCCACGCAAAGGAGCCAUAUUCUGCUCCAUUGCUUGCUCGAAGGGAGAACCGCCGACGCCGUCGGACUCCUCCGGCCCGGGACCGAGACCCUCGCGUGUCCCUCGACCGAGGCGAGUCCCGUCGCCCAAAUCGCCGCCCCGAACCCCUGAAAGACAACCCUCGCCACACAUAGACGCCGAUUCUGAACCCAGCUGCUCGUUAGCGCCGGAAUCACCCCCACCACACCCACCGCCUCCGCCCCACGCUUGCCUAAGUCUAGAUCGAGCGCUAGCAGACUUGCGACUAGAACAAUCUAUGACAGAACACCAAAUACAACCGACUCCGACUUCGGAGGAACACAGAGAGGAGGAAUCGCCAGAAGACUGGAAACCUCCUCAUCCUGUUGAAGCCCAGGCGGUGGUGACUCCCGGCCACUCGUCAUCGAUGCCGGAGUUGACUUUAGUAGAUGGAAAAUCUCCGAGGAAAGCCAGAGGCGGAAGAACUGUGAGAUUUUGCGGAGACGACAACGAGGCCUUCGAGCCGGACGAGCCGGUGAGAAGAGAGAAGGUCCGAGACGACGACGCCAGCAGCUACUGCAGCACGUGCUCCUCGUCGUCGUCUUCAGCAGAAUCAUAUACCCUACCGACGAGAAGAGCAUACGGUGGAGUCCGAAUAUCGUACGUCCCCAACGACGCGGUCGCGUGCGCGCGCCGCGAGCGGCAGAGAAAGAACGCGCAAAACGACAAGAACUGCAUCAUCUCGUGAUCCUGGGUCCUCCUAGUGCCUCACAACCUCUCCUAGUGACAGCAACCUCCGAUUAAAAGACUGACUCUUUGAUAGGUUAGCCCCUAAACGCCAUAGUACUUUAAGACCGUAAUUUUAACCGCGAAUCGUCUUCCAAUGUAGAAAGAUCGCUUUAAUCGGCCAACUGGUGGGUUCGGCCGAGGGGUGUGAGCGCGCGGCGCCAGGUGUGCGCGGACGCACAAAGGCCCGCUAUCAAAGCGUGCGGUUUCGACAAAUUUGUUUGCAGUUUGAUUAUAAUUUGGGCGUAAUCGCGUCUAAACUUGCCACAUGCGUCAUUCAUCGAUACACCUUUCACGCCGAAUGGCUUUGCUUCUUUUUAUUCAGUUCACGUGGGGCUUAAAGUUAGUGUCUGUAUUAUAAACGUCAGCUUUAACUUAUUCGGGAGUUUAAUAUAUGCGUAAAUUAAUCCACAUAUCGUAUGCUUUUGUAACUAUAACUCAUAUCUUGUUAAAAAGUUAAUUUUAAGACAUAUCCCACUUUGCCACUUAGAUGUAACUGCUAGAUA
Molecule: messenger RNA, 1807 nt
Organism: Ostrinia furnacalis (Asian corn borer)
Lineage: Eukaryota; Metazoa; Arthropoda; Insecta; Lepidoptera; Crambidae
Product: protein prickle-like
Exons: 3
Coding region: 34-1263 (409 amino acids)
Source: RefSeq, a predicted model, not a curated record